Molecule: messenger RNA, 582 nt
Organism: Penicillium samsonianum
Lineage: Eukaryota; Fungi; Ascomycota; Eurotiomycetes; Eurotiales; Aspergillaceae
Product: FAD-dependent oxidoreductase
Exons: 2
Coding region: 1-582 (193 amino acids)
Source: RefSeq, a predicted model, not a curated record
AUGGGCGUUUCCACAUCAGAUUCUAUUAUUAUUGUCGGCGCCGGUGCUUGCGGCCUCUCAGUAGCACUACAUCUUUCUCUACGAGGCUACACAAAUGUCUCGGUGUUCGCAAAAGAUGAUUAUAUCCCUUUCGGAAACUUGACAAAUGUCUAUCGUGCAGCACAAGAUGCAGGCGUGCGAUUUUUCCUGGGACAGCAAGUCGACCAAAUUGUUUACGUGAGCACAUUGGCCGGCAAAAAGAACGCUGGUAUCCGCACAAGGAAUGGAUUUUAUCCCUCGUCGCUCGUCAUUAUUGAAGCGGGGGCUAGGGAUGACGAUUCAUCUGGUCAGCUGCAUGCGCCCGACUCCUUGGCCAUACCCCUUUCUUGCUAUACCAGCACCGACUCGAAUUCCUUUGUGGAAUACGUGCCACAAGCAUCUUCUUCAGUUAUACUGCUAUCAGGAAAUCUGGUACCAAGCUCUAAGGUGUCUAUGGUGGGACCACUGGUCGUAAAUCUCUUAGAGGGAACGAGUGGUCAGCAAACUGCAUUACAGGCCCAGAAAGUGUCGGAGACUUCACCUCAACCCUUGUCUAGGCUGUGA